Molecule: messenger RNA, 2671 nt
Organism: Girardinichthys multiradiatus
Lineage: Eukaryota; Metazoa; Chordata; Actinopteri; Cyprinodontiformes; Goodeidae
Gene: adora1b
Product: adenosine A1 receptor b
Exons: 2
Coding region: 503-1627 (374 amino acids)
Biological process (GO): G protein-coupled adenosine receptor signaling pathway
Cellular component (GO): synapse; membrane; dendrite
Molecular function (GO): G protein-coupled adenosine receptor activity
Source: RefSeq, a predicted model, not a curated record
ACAGAUAUGAAAGGAAAUCUAAAUGAAACAAUUUAAUGGAACUGCAGGGUUGCUCCUAAUAAUAAUAAUAAAAAAUAAAAAAACAGAAGAAAAAAACACACAGAGAGAGGGAGAGAGAUAUGGGCGACAGAGAGCGCAUCCGUCUGCGCAGGAGCUGCGUCUGUGCGCGCUUUCCUGAGAAAAAGGCGCAGGCGGCGAUGCUGGUAAAACGUGUUUUGUCGAAUUGAAAGACGCAGGCUGACAAACACCAAGCGCACUCUUGAAGAAACCGUGGGAAGGUGGGAACAGUGGGAAGGAUGCUGCGCUUAGGACAGACUGUUGUAGCCUGCCAAGUAGAGGGGAGGCAAGGACCGGAGCGGAAGCGACCUACUGCAGCCGAUGGACAAAAGCACCUGCUUCAGAGGAAGACUCCGCAUUAUUUUCUGCAUCUUUACUUUGUUUAAUAAAUAGAUUUGUCGCUCAAGAUUUAUAUCCGGAAUCUAGCGUGGGAAAUAAGGGCGCCAUGAAACUGGGGGACUCAUCAACGCCGCUGCUCUACAUAGGCAUGGAGGUGCUGAUAGCUGUCGCCUCUGUGAUCGGUAAUGUGAUGGUGGUUUGGGCGGUGAAAAUUAAUAAGUCUCUGCGAGACACCACGUUUUGCUUUGUUGUGUCCCUGGCUGUGGCGGAUAUUGCAGUAGGAGCGCUCGUCAUCCCACUGGCCAUCACGGUCAGCAUCGGACUUCAGACUCACUUUUACAGCUGUCUGCUCGGGACGUGCACCAUGCUGGUGUUGACGCAAAGUUCAAUCCUGGCCCUGCUGGCCAUCGCGAUUGACCGCUAUCUCAGGGUCAAGAUCCCGACCAGGUACAAGCGGGUGGUGACCUCUCGGCGGGCUGGCCUGGCUGUGGUGAUAUGCUGGACGGUGGCGUUCAUUGUGGGACUGACACCCAUGUUGGGCUGGAACAAUCUGAAGCACCUCCAGCAGAACGGCACAAUCGGCUCGAACCUCGUCAUCACCUGCCAGUUUGAAAAUGUAAUCAGUAUGGACUACAUGGUUUACUUCAACUUCUUUGGCUGUGUGCUCCCGCCACUGCUGCUCAUGCUGGUCAUAUACGUGGAGAUCUUUUACAUGAUUCACAAGCAACUUAACAAGAAAAUGACCUCCAGCUACUCAGACCCCAACAAGUACUACGACAAAGAGUUGAAUCUUGCCAAAUCUCUGGUUCUGGUGCUUGUUCUGUUUGCCAUUAGCUGGCUUCCUCUUCAUAUAAUCAACUGUAUCACACUCUUCUGCCCCCAGUGCAACAAUCCAAUGGUUCUGCUCUACAUCGCCAUUCUGCUCACUCACGGCAACUCCGCUGUAAACCCAGUCAUCUAUGCUUUUCGCAUCAAAAAGUUUCGCAUGACAUUUCAGAAAAUCUGGCAGCAGUACGUCUGCUGCAAGGAGACACUGGUGCUGGACUUCCAGCAAAGUGACAGAAAAGACAUGCCCAAUCUGCAGCCCGCUCAUGUGGGGGACUUUAAAUCUUAUCCUCCACUAGAGCUGCAACUGCAGCAGGCUCCACUGGAGCUCCAGGACGAGCAGAGGCUUAAAACACCUCAGCAAACGUAUAAACUUCACCCUUUCAUGGAGCAGAACGCAGCCUGAGCAAAGGAGAAAAUCAGAUGGUUAAAGAAGUAACCUCUUGUUCACAAGUAGUGGCUCUCCUAAUUUGAAUGUAUUUUGAUGGGAAUCAUGGACUGCAGCACAGGGCUGUGAAGCCUCUGUUAUGAGCAACAUGGGUCUCUGGAAGACAAUUCAUCAUUCCUCAGGAAGAGCAUACAAGCAUAAAACAAUGCAGGAAAUAUACUAAGAAGCCUGCAACAAUGAAAGUCUAUUUGAUUGUGUGUUCAUCUUAGUAACAUACUGAGACCACGAAGCAUUAACUGUUUUAUGCUUAUUGGUGAAAGAGUUUGUGUGAACAUUAGAAAAUGUGCAAUAUGUUAUUGUGGUUUUUCAGUAUCGAAACCUUUGUUACAACUUGCCUGAACAUUUCUACAUCCAAUAGAGCAGGGCAAUCGUACAACUUUAAUACUCUUCAUAUUUUGACUCUGGCUAUACAAAUACGAAUGUAAUUGUGUAAAUAUGAGACUACAUUCAGCUGUGAAUACAGAACUAAUCUUCAGGGUCUAAAUUGCACAACAAUUGUGUGCAGGAUAGAAUACUGUAAUAAUGAGGCGAAGAAAAUGUUUUAUAAGCAGUUACUGUCUCUCCUCUGGAGCUCAGGCCUUAGGUGAUCCAACCACAGUUUUUCCAUUGCAGAAGAUAUGGACGGGGAUACAAAAAAGCACAGAGAGGUUUUAAAAUUUUAAAAGCCACAUGCAGGACACUUGUAGCAGCUCAUGGGGGAAAACACAAGAUGCUUUUAGAUCUCAUGUUUGUUCAGCCUCCAUGUCAAUAUGUUGUGAGUGCAAAGUUUUCUUAUCUCCUUUUCAUCAUUGCUUCAUGAACAUUUACCAUCACCGAAUGUGGCUUUCAUGGCCUUGUUCAAACAUUUAACCAACACUGGGUCAAUUCUAAAAUGUCAACCAGAAGAUUGUGAGUAUUCCCUAACCUGUAAGCUUAUUUUGUUUUUGCAUAUUGCCAAACUGAAGCAUCUUUACAUUGAUAAUUAAACUAUAUCCAAUGCCUCUUAAACACACUGUAUGAGAA